UUAAUUUUUCUCAUUUAUUGGCAAUGCCGCCGGCAACGAAAAUUAUCAAAAAAGGGUGAUCUUUGAACAUCAAAACCCUAUCAAAAACCCUGCACUUUCUUGAACCUCAACUUCCAUGGUUUUCUAAAGAAACCUAAAUCUCACAGUCCAUUUUAAUACUGUAAAAAUGUCAGCUUCUAGAUUGUUCUUUCUUCUCGGAGCGUCUAUUGUCCGAAACCAUAAUAAGCCUACAAACACCUUUACUACAUUCUCUUCAAUUCGAUUCACUAAGCCAUUGCUUUCCCCUGUUGUACGGUUCCGCAGGUACAAUUGUACUUCAGCUACACUUGAGACCAAUACAAUCGAACCAGUGGUCAAUACUAGGAAUCAUCCUUGGCCUGAAUGGGUAGCUUUCGUGGACCGUUUGAAAAGCAAAGGAUACUUCACUGAAAGUAAGAGAGAAGAUGGCGAUGCGAGUAUUUAUACGGAUAUGACUCUAUUAAAAGAUGCUUGUCUUAACUUCUCUCGCGACCGUUCCGACAUUUUUAAAAAGUUGUCCAACCAAGAUAUGCAGACAGUUGUGGAAAAGGGCUGCCCUAAUCUAUUCAGGAAGGUCGUUAACUCGGGGAAAAGGCUAAGGCUGCAUCUAAACCUUGAUGAAGGAGAGGUAUGCGGUGCUUGCAUUCUCCGUGGAUCAUGUGAUAGGGCUUACUUGAUAUUGAAGGAUGAUGAGGGUGUUGCACGUACAGUAGAUAUUGUGCGAGUCUUGCUUAUCUAUGCCUUAGAUCCUGCCAUUAUCUCAAGCGGAGCAAUGUCUCCUGGUAGAGAGCUUAUUGAGGUAUCUUCAAGAAAAUUGCUCUCAGAGUUGGUUGAAUUAAGUGAAACGCCUUUUGAUCCUGAGCAUCCAAGACCUGCUCCCAAGGCCUCUCCACAUAAAAAACAGUCUCUUCGUUCAAGAAAGGAUGGUCAGGAAAAUGUUCAAAUGAAAAGAAGAGAUUCAAUUGGUCUUGAGGGAGAUAAAAAAGAUUCUAAUGUUGAUAUGAAGCAAGGAGAUUGGAUCUGUUCGCAGUAAGUUCUCAGUUACUUUGCCUUGUGUGUUUGUGUUUUACCUGUAUGUUUGAUAUGCAC
Molecule: messenger RNA, 1107 nt
Organism: Nicotiana tabacum (common tobacco)
Lineage: Eukaryota; Viridiplantae; Streptophyta; Magnoliopsida; Solanales; Solanaceae
Source: RefSeq, a predicted model, not a curated record